Molecule: messenger RNA, 897 nt
Organism: Paramecium tetraurelia
Lineage: Eukaryota; Ciliophora; Oligohymenophorea; Peniculida; Parameciidae
Exons: 4
Source: RefSeq, a predicted model, not a curated record
AUGCAAUAACAAACAGGAAAAUUCAUGGAAUUCAUUAAUAGUAGCGACAAGCUAAGAAUGAAUGAGUUGAAACAAAUAGAACAAGAAUAAUACUAUAUUAGUUAGCUGAAAGAAUAAAGGGAGAGAAUGGAAGUUCUAAAAGUUGAAUUUUUGAAGAAGGAUUAGGUAAUUGGGGAAUUGUAGAUUCAAAAUUAGAAUUUGAUGGAUGAUCUUUCAGAGCUCCGAGCUGCUUUAUAAGAACAGAUGAAAAAUCAAGAGAAAGAGAUGAAUAGAUCCAAGAAAUACAUUUAAGAAAGAGAUGACUUAAUGAGAGAUUUUUAAGAGUUAAGUGACUUAGUAUAACAUUUGAGAAAGGAAAAUGAUAAUUUGAAUUCGUUACAUUUGGAUUAAUAGCGACAAAAAGAAGAGCAGAGAAUGUAAUGGGAGAUAGAAAAUGAGUAAUUGAAAGCUGAAAUCUAAAAGUUAGAUAAUUUAUUAUUUGCAAUGGAACCUAUAAAAGAGGAAAAUCAGAUAUUGAAAGAAGAAUUGAAGAAUUACAAAAGUGAGAGAAAGAAAAUCUAGAAUGAAAUGAAAUAAAAUAGGAUAGAAAUAAAUAAAUAAUUAGAGGAAUUAAAGCAAGUGAUAUAGGAUUAAUAGUAAGAGAUAAAGAAAUUGCAGUAGUAUAAGGAAAGUCAUCAUUAGAUGAAAUAUUAGUUAAAUGAAUUAGAUAGACAAAUGGGAAUAGUGAAGUAAGAGAAUGAGAAAAUGAAAUAGGAAUUGAAGAGAUUUUAUGAAAAGGAAUAAAGUGAGAUAAAGAGGAAAUCUGAAAUUGACAGAGUGAGACAAGAUUUAAUUUCAGUAAGGAAUUAGGAAGUCGAGAAAUUAAAUGAAAUAUUUAAGGGUAUGUAAAUUCCUUGA